UCUCCGCGACGUCAUCACGUUCCAUAGCAACGGGGCCUAGCCCCUCGGGCGCCGCCAUAAUCUGGGUCAGAGCUGCCGAGUGCGCUUCAAGGACAACAUCUGAUCCCAACAUCUGAUUCUUCUUGCCUAAAGUUGUAGACACCAAAAACACUACAUCUAUUUGUUUGUGCACGUCGGGUUGAUUGCAUUAGUCGAAACAGGGUGGACCACGUGAAGGUUGCAACCCCCCACCAGCGCACUGGAAAUGCCCUAGAGGUCAACCAGGGUUGUAGAGCGGAGUACAGGAGUAGGAGUACAGACAGGAUUGUUGGUGGAAAUGACUCGGUCAAAGAAGAUCGGGAAUCACAACAAUGGCAGAAAGAAAAACAUGGCAAAGCUGUGGAAGACCAAAAGGCGAACUAAAGAUUUAGACCAGGUUCAUGAAGACAUGAAGCCUGAAAAUGCAAGCAAAUUACUGCACCAGACUGCAGACUGCGACGUUACUGGAAAUGCACAGUUCUACUGCUUGCACUGCGCGCGAUACUUUAUUGAUCAGAGAAGUCUCAAAGAACAUUUCAGAACAAAAGUUCACAAACGCAGACUAAAAAAAUUGAGGGAAGAGCCGUACACGCAGGAGGAGGCAGAGCGAGCAGCCGGGAUGGGCUCCUACAUCCCAGCAAAGAAGGUCAAGGUCAAGACACAGGCCACAGAAGAGGAAAUGACAGUAUCAUAACUCAUGGACAAGAUACGUUUUGUUCUUGCAACUGUUAAUUAAGAACUGGCUUUGAUCUCGCUGAUUUAUUGACCAUCUUUCUGUUAAAAUUAUAUUAAAAAUACACCCAAAACCAGUAACA
Amblyraja radiata (thorny skate) is the source of this 833-nucleotide messenger RNA. RefSeq names its product zinc finger protein 593 (gene znf593). Gene Ontology annotation, molecular function: zinc ion binding; nucleic acid binding. The coding region runs from base 317 to 712 and encodes 131 amino acids. Lineage: Eukaryota; Metazoa; Chordata; Chondrichthyes; Rajiformes; Rajidae. The record is from RefSeq and is a predicted model, not a curated record. The transcript is spliced from 4 exons.